AUGUUGGGGUGGCUGUUUCCCAAAGCAUUCAUAACUCAAUCAGGUGAGAAGUGCAACAGCGAUGUUGGCAUAAUGUCAGCCACCAACACCACAUUUCAUUCCUACAUCGAGGAUCAAUCGUUUGACCAUACAAAGCCUAAGCCGACAACCGAAAUCCGAAUUGGAACUGACCUACCUACACCUGGGAGCUCUCAUGAUCUGUUAGAAGGAGAGAUCGAGUGUGCAUUUUGCGAGAAUUGCUUCUUCGUUUGGCCUUUUACCGAAAAUGGUUUUGGACGGGUAGUGUGCACAAAUUUUCGAUUGCGGUUCCAAUCAUCGCCGAAGACAGAGAGCGCUUUGCCGGCUCGAUUUAAAGUUUUCAAUGAGCAGUGGGACAUCCCAUUAUGUUCGAUACACUCCCUCCAUUAUGAACCCGUUAGAAUUUCAGAGAAUCAGUCGUCAUUUUUCAAGAAGAAGUUCAUUCACGUGGUAAAGUCUCUUUCGAGUUUGGAAAUUGUGUCUUCGAUUCGUCUGCAGCUGAAGGAUUUUCGUGUUGUAACUAUCGACUUACGAGAAUCCCAGCAUGCUGCUAGCCUUCUUAAUCAAAUUUUAUUCUUUUCCCGACCACACAAAAUUGAAAACAUAAUACAAGCAGGUGCUGAACGAGAAUGGUGCUCUAGUUUGCAAUUUAAUGAUACCAAAUCAUGGGAAGCUGAGUUGGAACGCUGUGGACUUCGUAACAACUAUCACUGGCGGGUUGCGAGUCAGCUCCAGGGUCCACGGCAAUAUUUUCUAUGCAAGAGCUAUCCCAAAUACUUCGUGGUACCAGGCGACACAACAAAUUACGAGUUGAGUAGAAUGGCUGAACAUUGGACACUUAGUCGAUUUCCGAUAUGGGUAUGGGCGCGUCUCUCAACUGGUGUAUCUCUUCUACGGUCUUCAAAAUUCGACGAAAAUUGGGAAGCACCAAAACUCAAUAAAGUGUUUGCUAAAUACGUCAGCAGAGCUACCGGCUCGGAGGAUUUGGAACCACAUAGUCUGGUGCUCAAUGACGAUACUAGCCCAAUGAAAAUCUCAGCAGCCUACGGGCGACUUCGUAGGCUCUGUUCUGUUGACUCUUAUGAGCAAUUUGCCUCUCGUGACAAAGAUUGGUUAGCGCGGAUAAAUCACACUGGAUGGCUGCACUUGGUCAGCAAGUGCUUAGUGAAAGCGGCUGAAGGUGUAGAAUGGUUAACCCGUGGACGAUCUGUCAUUAUAUACGAAACUGAAGGACUGGACGCGUCUGCUGUAGUCUCCAGCAUCAUUCAAAUUUGUUGCGAUUCUUAUUAUCGUGAACCCCUAGGGUUAGAGUCGCUUAUCGCGAAGGACUGGAUAGCGCUUGGCCAUCCAUUUGCGCAACGUCUUUUCGGAAAUUCUAAUGAAAACGGUGAAGAAGAAAUAACGCCCACGUUCCUCCUCUUCCUCGAUUGCGUCGCUCAGCUCAUUCGUCUCUACCCUAUGCAGUUCACAUAUUCCCACCAUUUGCUGAUUGCGUUGUGGGAUCUUUCGCUGACUGGAAUGGUACCAGCGUUUGCGGCUUCUUCUGUGGCUGAUCAGGAUCAACUAGGAAUGCGAAAAUGCGGUGGCCCUUUCCCGCUGGAGCGAUUUUUUCAGGAGAAUUAUAUACGACUUUUCGAGAAUGUCACGAACAUGGCUGCCGUAACUGUACAGAAUGCUUAUGAAACUAACCUGACGGAAGAUAUCAUUCGUCCACCCAGAUCAAUAAUAAGUGUGCAGUUGUGGAACGAAUGCUAUUUAAGAUGGAUUCCUCCUGCAAAUAUUAAGCGUGGUGGCAAUUUAUUCACCGACAUCGCCCUCAAGGAAUCUAUUAGAAACUUACCAGCAGGCAGAUUAAUGAUUGAUGAAGAACCAGAGUGGCCUCCUGAGACGAAUGUCGACAAGGUAAGCUCUGCUUACCCUUACUCGGAAGCUGAUGUCGGUAAUCGUGGAUAUGUUAAUCGUGAUGACAGUGACAAUAUAUCCAUGUCAUCGAUGUCACUUUCAACAGCCAGUUAUAUGACGCAAGACGAUAGAUAUAGACAUCGAGCCAGCGUUCCCGUGCUUGGUGGUAUCCCAGAGCAGAUACCGAAAUUCUCGCCUUUAAGACCAAACUAUGAGAGCUCAAGCACGAGCUCGUCAUCAGCCUUUACAAAAAACGUCGUCUUGAACCCUUCAAACCUUUCGUCAAUCCCUCGUCGACGACCCUACCCGCGCCUUCGGGAUCGCUUAUCUUGA
Molecule: messenger RNA, 2253 nt
Organism: Cylicocyclus nassatus
Lineage: Eukaryota; Metazoa; Nematoda; Chromadorea; Rhabditida; Strongylidae
Source: the annotation of a GenBank genome assembly